Messenger RNA from Wasmannia auropunctata (little fire ant), 4442 nucleotides. It is a transcript of the gene prd1, whose product is annotated as pleckstrin homology domain-containing family M member 2. Gene Ontology annotation, biological process: regulation of protein localization; Golgi organization; lysosome localization. The transcript has 9 exons. The coding region runs from base 1 to 3654 and encodes 1217 amino acids. Gene Ontology annotation, molecular function: kinesin binding. Lineage: Eukaryota; Metazoa; Arthropoda; Insecta; Hymenoptera; Formicidae. Gene Ontology annotation, cellular component: endosome membrane. The record is from RefSeq and is a predicted model, not a curated record.
AUGAGCGCGUUCGACGACGAGACCGCCGACGGCAGCGCGACUUGUCGUCAGCCGCCGCGGCCGUGCGACACCAGCAGCAGCGACCGCGUCGUGCAGGGUGCCGCCGCCUGGUCCGGCCCGCAGCUCCGCCGUACCCACAGCCUCGGCACCGAGGUUUACCGCGGCGCGUCCCACGAGCCGCCCCUACGUCAGCGCGACGCGGAUCAUGUGAGUGCACGUGGCGGCGAGAUGCCGUCGUCGGGCCGCCGCGAGGAGGAGAACAUGGAUCUCUGCACCGACAAGGUCCUCUCCAAGGGCAGGAUCCUGCAGGAGCUCACGAAGGCCGUCAAGCUGGUCUAUGCCCAGAGUCUCUACGGUACCGUGGUCUUGGACGGUGACUCCUGGUUGGUUUACUGGCUGGAUCGUGCAUUGCGCCACGGACUGCGCGUAGAGAGACAUGGAUACUGGGGCACUGCCAGAGAGCUCAGCCACCAGGACACAGUCGUGGUCAUACACGCACUGCAGAGUGUAUUGACUUCGAUAGGGAAAGGUCGAGCAUGGCUCUACCACACCCUGAGCGAAGGCAGUUUUGAGAGCUAUCUGGCCUGUUUACUGCGAGACACGAAGACAUUAAAGAAACAGUACUUUCCACAUGCACUCGUGCGAGAUGUUGAUAAGACCAAUCAAUUGGUUAAUCUUCUCGCCGGUCUGGAAAACGUGUCCUUCACAUUGCAAUUGGAUGUGACAUAUUUGGACAUCUGCAACUACAUGCCACAGAGGCCUAUGAGCGUAAAUCCAUCGGGAACAGUCUUAUCGUUGCAUCUAAGAUCCUCUAGCGUUUCAUCGAGCCUAGCCUCUCCGGGGGACAGUGGCGUUGCGUUCGACAGCGACAUGGACAUGGCAAACGAGACUGACGGAAGCAGUUACAAGGAGGAGGAUUAUCCGAUGGACGAUAUUCCUAAAUACCGGAAUAACAGGUACAAGAUUAUCAGCAAUCGCAUGGAGGACAAUAAGAACUUUGGAUCCAGCGACUCGAGCGAGGACGGCAAAACGCCGACGCAGUCACCGGCGAUCACCAAAUUUCAGACUGCUAUGAUGACGAAAAAUGACAUAGUCAAUCAGAACGUAACGCGAAAAUUGGAUGACAAUGAAAUGAAUUGCUCCAGCUUGGAGACUCUCAAGGACUACGAUUUCUACAGUAAGAGUAUGGACGAGACGAAAUUGGAUAAAACGAACAAGAUCGAUAACGGCGUGAAGGACUUCAGUAAGCGAAGCACUUAUUACAGCGAGAGUCCCGCUUACAGCUUCAAAAAGAGCGUAGACCCUCGUAAUUCUUACGUAAUCAAUAACGAUACAAAUCUGUUGGAGCUGAGCAUGACGAUCUCCGACUGCGACAACAUGGACGCGCCUUACGGUAUCCUGAACACGAUCAACAUGUCCGACACCAGCAUUCUAUCUUCCUCCAGUUCGGAGGCCAUAGUGCAACGUAGGCAGCGCAAAAAGAAGCGCGGCGAGAGCAAGAAGCGGGUCAGCUUCCACGAGGACAUCCUGAAAACGAUGAAGCUGGAGGACGACGAGAAUUUUGCCGACUUCUCCAUGAGUUUCCUGCUGCCCAGCUCCGUUCUGAAGAGGGACGCUCAGAAGGGCAGGUACAGCUGGUGCGCACACGGGGACUCGCCGUACGUGCAGAGGAGCGCGGACGACGGCAGGAACGUGCACUCGGACUGCUACUCGUUCUCGUCCUCGUCGUCGAGCGGCGCGUUCGACGGCGACGGAACCGACAAGCCGUGCGUCGACAUGCCCGCGUGUCAGCGCAGCUGCAGGUGCAACUGUAAUUUACCGUUGUUGGAGCGCGGAGCGCCGGAGGGUCAGGAGGACCCGGGCAAGAGUCUGAGGCCUAAGAUGGAGAUAGAGCUGGGGGAGAACGAGGCGCAGGAAGCCUACAUCGUCGAGAAGGCGUGCGGCAACAUCGUCGAGGACCCGCCGGUCAAGCUGGAGAUGCCGCAGUCGGUGAACCCGAAGAAUUACGCGAGCUCGAACGACUGGUCGGAUGCGGACAGCGUGACGACGUCCGAUCUGGACGAGCGCAGGAGCGGCAGUCGGCACUUGCUCUCGCCGUCGAAGAAGCGCAACGUGACGGCGAUACUGACGGGCGAGAGUAGCAACAAACUCCUGGCGCCGCCUUUGCGCCAGGCGCCGUCGAAGACGUCGUUGCUGAGCAGAUUUCUAAAGUCGAUCACCGAGCGGAAGUUCGAGAUCAGGAAGAACAAGAAGCCGAAGGCGAACACUCUGUACAUCAAGGGGAUCAAGAUGAACUACGAUUCCUUCAAGGAUUUCAACGACAAUCUCGACAAGGAGAUCCAGGAGAGCGUGGCCGCCGAGAAGCAGGUGUUCAGCGGCGAGAAAGUGAGCCUAAAGCUGCGCGAGCUCUUCAAGCGGCAUAUCUAUCGCGACAAAACGGAGGAGCUGUACAAAGUAUACAAAGUGCGAAGUUCGUACAUGACGAACGGCGAGAGCAAGCCGAUGAUCGCGUUAUUGACAGACAAGACGCUGUACUUGACCGGCUCGAAGAUGGACCACUCUUACAGUAAUCAGUUUGUUAUUCCUUACAAUGAACUGGAUGUUAUUAUGAUCGGCCCGAAUGGACAAAGUAUUUUAAUUUCCAACGCCGAUUGCGAAAUGCAGUAUCUAUUCUCCACUGGCAGCUCGCAAACUACCUCAGAAUUAAUCGGCCACUUAGAGAUGGCCAUGAGACGAUCGCCGACGAAACCGAGGCUUCCUGCUGUUAAAGAAUUGAGCUACGAAGAUAUGCACAUUCUGAGGAAUUCAAUUCUUACUGAUACAGCUGUACAUCCCGAUGAAAAAAUAGAACAUUACAGCCUUAUUUAUAUGGAAGACGAACACAUGUCGCCGCCUAGUACGCCGUGCGGGCCAAUGAAAGAGGGCGAUCUGAUGUUCCGGCCGCACACCUAUCAGCACUUGCAUCCGAACGCACCCACGCAUCCCUGGGAGGCCGGCUAUUUCGUUCUGAAAGGCGGAGUGGUUUAUAUGUUCGCGGAUUCGAAUCAGCGGCUUCCCAAGCGUGCUAUACCGCUGAAAGGCGGCUUAUGCCAAGGCUGCAGAAGAAUCCCCAACUCCCAUCGGCCGCACACCUUCGAGAUACUGCUGAAGCCCAACAAGUCGUACCAGUUCGCUGCCCCGGACGAAUACGUGGCUUCCGAGUGGUUACAGAGCUUCGUUCAGAGCGCGUCGGGUCUGUUCGACAGUACGGAAAAGAGAGAGCCGUUACCAUGCAGUCUUAUCACGACCACGAAACACCUGGUGGCGAUGAAGGAGGUCCAUCCCGGCACGCAGAGAGGCCAGACGCUCUCGUGCGCUUCCAUCAAAGAUCUAACGGCGUUCAGGGUACCGUUGCUACAGCAAUCGUGGUGUAUAUUGGAAUUCGCGUGUCGAGAGGUGCACGAAAGUAGCGGCGAUUGGGUCAUAUACUUCACGAAUUAUAGCGAGCUCCGUGCUUUCAAAGAGGUCCUGGAAACAUUGUGGACCGAUGCAAACUUGGGCGAAUUCCCUAUGGCAACACUUCCACCGGAGGACAAAUUGCAGCGACGUUGCUCGGACGCCAGCAGGGAUUUGGAACACGCCUGGCGGUACUUGCUGCCACCGGCUCUAGAAUAAAUAGAAGAUUCGACCGAUAGACAAUAUAUACACCGUCAUUCGAGAAACUAUUUUAUCAUAUUGCCAUAAAAGAGACUCUCGUAAAGGUAGAGAACGUGAAGCGGAACUCUCGUACAACAGCAACGCACGCGCAUAUUCAGGUAAACGAAUUGAAUAUUGAAAAUUCAAACAUUACAGUGUAUCGUAUGCCAAAGAUGAGUCGCUUAUACAAAUACACAAAUCUUCUUUGCUUCGGUUGCAAAUAAAAUGCCAUAUAUCUGUCACUUGGAACUAGAACAGUCGGUGUUAUUUUGUGGCUUAACUCUAAAGUAGAAUCAUAGUUUAUGUCCUUAUUUGGACUGGAUUUAUGGCGUAAUAUGAUGAAUUUCUAAUUUCAAGAUACAAAUAUAUGUGCAAUAUAUUCUCGCUAUAUCGCGGUGUUGAUGAGAGAUUGAGCGUUAUCUUGCAUAUAAGAUAUAUAAGUUGCCUCAAACGUAUAGAUAACUAUUUAGGGAGAUCGCAAAAAAAAAAAAUGGUGCAUUAUCUUUCUUGUAGCGUAAGCCACCAUUAAUAAGCUCUACUAUUAAUUUAUAACGAUACGCAGAGAAUGUAAUAUAAUGAUAACUGUGAGACACUAUUGAUUUACUAUAUGAAUGUCUAUAUAUUCACGUAUAUUGAAGAGACGAACCAGUAUGCAUUUGAAUACGCACGAUUGAUAAAGUAGAUAUUUAUCGUCCGAGAUGAUAUGAAAUUCACUUAUUAUAGCUUUGACAAAGAAUAAUAGUAAAAUAAAUCGCUUUUGAAAUUGA